AUGUCUGGUAGUUAUGACCUUCAAUCGAAUUAUAGACCUUCGUUUCCUCCUUUAAUAACCGCAAAUGACAUAGUCAACAUACAUAUGGAGAAGGGUCUCGAUAAUGCGAAUAAAACACUAAAUGCUUUUCUUAUUUAUAGAGUGGCAUAUAGCCGUGAAAUCGCAGGACAAAGUGUUGGAAAUAUUUCUAAAAUGGCUAGUAAUUCGUGGAAAAAAGAAACAGAUCACGUUAAAGACUUUUACAAGAAAAUGGCAAGCGAAGUUAAAGCUAUUUUUAAAAGGAAGGCCCCUGUUUGUUUUGUUAAAUUCCAAGAUUUACCGGUUGUCUCCUCUCAAUAUCCUCCGUCAAGUACGGACACAUUCGACGAGAGGUUUCUGUUGGAUGUGCCCGAAGAAAUAUUCAUAAAGUUAAUUCCCGACAGUCUGGUUCCGGUUUAUAUGGAUAUUGGUAAUCUUGUAGAUCAAACCAUUGGCGGGUAA
Messenger RNA from Acaulospora colombiana, 480 nucleotides. The record is from the annotation of a GenBank genome assembly. Lineage: Eukaryota; Fungi; Glomeromycota; Glomeromycetes; Diversisporales; Acaulosporaceae.